Chara braunii is the source of this 3745-nucleotide messenger RNA. Lineage: Eukaryota; Viridiplantae; Streptophyta; Charophyceae; Charales; Characeae. The record is from the annotation of a GenBank genome assembly.
CGGUGCCAUGACAUGAAUCAUACCACCCACCACCCAUACCACCCACCUCUCCUAUCUGAGAUCUCCACUCCACGUGGCUGCUGACGUGGACAAUACGACGAGUAAGAGUAAUCAACGAGCUUGACGGCAUUACGCUGCCGACGGUCCCCGGCGGGAAGGCGGGAAACGGACGCAAGGGCGGCAACUUUCCCGCCAAAUUCAAGCGCAGAGACGGGGAGGGAGUAAUUUCCCGCCUUCCAGCGUGGUUGCGAGGGAGAGGAGAGGAGAGGGGGAGGGGGAGGGGGAGGAGGGGAGAGUGUGGUUGAUUUCUCGGCGCUUGAAGUGGUCGAACUAAUUUUUGGCGGGAAAAACGCUCAUCCAUCAUCAGUAAUACUGUAACGCAAAAGCAAAAGCAUGAGGGAAUCUCUCUCUCUCAGAUAACGGAAAGACGGCCGCCGCUUCCCCCUCCUCCCCCGCCGCCUCCGCCGUUUUCCGCCGCCGUUUUCCGCCGCCGCCGCCGCCGCCGCCGCCGUUUGCCACUAACGGAAAGAGGGGGGGCGUUUGCUACUAACGGGAGGAGGGAAGAAGCAGGGGGGAGAGAGAGAGAGAGUGGGAGUGGAGAGGCUGGGAUCCCGGUCCUUCCCGUUACCAUUUUUCCCGCGGCAACCGACUAGGCAGUCCCGAUGCAGGCGGUUGCUUCGACGGCAGCCGCCGUCCCGACGUCCACGUGGUGCGCUGGCGCAGACAGCUCGACGCCAGCCGGCAUUACACGUUCAGCAGCAGCAGGAGGAGGAGGAGGAGGAGGAGGAGCUGCUGCUUCUAGCGCGAUCUCGACCAGGCCUCUGUCCAUACAGAUAAAAUCAUCAGCUGUAUGUUCCCGGAGCGCACGAUAUACAACUCGAAGGAGAAUUCCUUCAAUGCGAAAGUCGACUCUGUCCUCUUCCUUUGUGAAUUCUGCAGGCCUUAGCCUCCGUUCUUCGCCAUCUGGCCAAUCGAGUUGUUUGGAGCGAUGGGUGUCCUCUGCAGGCAGCGUAGGGAUGGGAAGCUUAAUGAGGCUAGGUGUAACGACAGGCGUCACACUCACACGAUCGCAGGGUGCCACGUCGUCGUGCCCAAUGAUGCCAGUUGGCGGACUACCAGCCGCAUCAGCGGUGAAAGCAAGGGCGGCUGUGUCUGCAUCGCCGGCAUGUGUACCGAACGAGAAGCUCACGCCGGAGUUCUUGGGACGCAGGUCUCGGUGGCGAGAAGUUGCGGUGAGACAGCAGGUUCCCGCUUUCGACGAAACCGCGAAAAUGAUUCCGCAAACUGUUUCUGCUGAUAACGCGCGAAUCAAAGUCAUUGGAGUUGGAGGUGGUGGCGGAAAUGCAGUCAACCGGAUGAUUGGCUCUGGCCUGCAGGGGGUUGACUUCUGGGCGGUUAACACAGACGCACAAGCGCUGCUUCAAUCCGCUGCCAACCACAGAGUACAAAUUGGGCAGGAGCUCACCAGAGGUCUAGGCACCGGCGGGAACCCUGAGCUUGGGGAGAAGGCUGCAGAGGAAUCGAAGGCUGAGCUUGAAGAUGCUGUUUCGGAGGCAGAUAUGGUGUUCAUCACGGCGGGGAUGGGAGGAGGAACAGGCAGCGGUGCGGCACCCGUUGUGGCAAGGAUGUCCAAAGAAGCUGGGAAUCUAACGGUGGGGGUUGUGACAUACCCGUUCACCUUUGAAGGUCGGCGCAGGGCUCAGCAGGGACUUACGGCGAUUGAAGAGCUCCGGAAGUACGUUGACACCCUCAUUGUUAUUCCAAAUGAUAGGCUUCUCGAUAUUGUCACCGAGGGCACACCGCUCCAGGACGCAUUCCUGCUCGCUGAUGAUGUUCUUCGGCAAGGCGUCCAGGGAAUAUCGGACAUCAUUACGAUACCCGGUCUUGUUAAUGUGGAUUUUGCAGAUGUGAAGGCGGUUAUGAGCAAUUCGGGCACAGCGAUGUUGGGCGUCGGAGUGUCAUCGGGAAAGAAUCGUGCCGAAGAGGCUGCGAUUGCGGCCACAUCCGCUCCUCUGAUCGAGAAGUCGAUCGAACGCGCUACCGGCGUCGUUUACAACAUCACUGGUGGUACGGACCUUACGCUCCAAGAGGUCAACUUGGUCUCUCAGGUAGUUUCAGAGCUGGCGGAUCCAUCAGCCAACAUAAUAUUUGGAGCGGUCGUGGAUGAGCAGUACAACGGUGAAGUGCAUGUGACGAUUAUUGCAACAGGAUUCUCGCAAUCUUUCCAGAAGGCGCUCAUCGAUCCGAAAGCGAGUCGCGAACUAGAGAAGACGGAGCUGCCGUGGCGGCGGCAGAUUCCUCUGUCUGUACCAAGCCGCCCGCAAAAUGCUAUUGGAAGAGGGUUCUAAUUCAUAAUUCGAGGUCCCGAUUGCAUCGUCGAACGGACUGUCCGUUGGCGAGUUCUGCAUCUCCCCCCUCCUGGGCCGCAGGUAUGGUCCAUUGGUUGUCCUUUGGAUGACUCGUUCGAUGGCCCAUGGGGCAUUUCUUCUAGUCCGUUGAUCUAUUGAUGCUGUUGUUGUGACGCAUGCCAUAUAUGUUCCUCCUCUCUCUAGUUAUGUGCAGCUGCGAAAGGCUUGCCUUGCGAAUACCCAUUGUUGCCUGGGGAAUUGGGCCCCAUGUGGGACAUAUAUUUUAUAUUUUUGAUUUAACAGAUCUUUUAUAGCACCCAUGCACCAAGUACCUAUAACAUGAUCCAUCCUCUUCUCCUGAUCUGAAAAGCUGCAGGGUCUCCAAAAUGGGACACUGGCACACACAAAACACACAUGCCACCCACACACAGAGAAUGAGGGCUGAGAGAGAGAGAGAGAGAGAGAGAGAGAGACGGAGUUCAUACAAGCGAUUGCAAUAGGUGCAGCAGCCAGCAGGUACUGGCUGGGGAGGUCACGUAACCCUUUCGGAAAAGGUGUGCUAAGAAGUACAGGUUUGGUUUGGUUGUUUCUUAUACAUGCAAAUUUUUGAAAUUGGGUAAGAGGGAAAGAAGAUUGGGAGGGAAGCAAAGGGGGGGCACUAGUUGCAGGGAACCACAUGCUGGAGCACCUGUUGCAUGCAGUGGGUUGCAAAUCUUUCCUGCCUGCGUGUCUUGUCAGCAGGAUAGGCCUGAAUAUUAUUGCCGGGAUGUGUGCGUGUGUGUGUGUGCGUGUGUGUGUGUGUGUGUGUGAGCUCACGCAUGUGCGAGUGUGUGUGUGUGUGCAUGCGCGUGUGUGUGUGUGUGUAGCAGCGAGUGCACAUUUACAAGGGAGGAAAAUGUGCACUCAACAAUAUCUCAUUGCAGCAAACUCUAUGUAGUAUGUUGGAGUAAAUCCAGUAUAGCAUCAAAUACAGUUCAUGCUAUCUCACCAUUCUAUUACGGCACUACAAUGAGAGAGAGAGAGAGAGAGAGAGAGAGAGAGAGAGAGAGAGAGAGAGCAUGCACGCUCAAGAGAGAGAGAGAGAGAGAGAGAGAGAGAGAGAGAGAGAGAGAGAGAGAGAGAGAGAGAGAGAGAGAGAGGGUUGCUUGCUGCAGUCAGGGAAUUGGCUUUGUUAACCCUGAUUUGCAGGAAUCCAGUUGUUCUCUUCUGGCCAGUGAGAGAAAGGGUUAAGCCUUCAUCAUGCAUUAAGCUAUGUGGGAGGCUGGCCGCUACUGAGCAAUAGGCGGUAUCAGGUCGCAGGUUACGAAGGACCUGACCAAUAGCUCCUUUGAAAUUUUCGUUCUCUAUAUUUGUUUGUGUGGAGGCUUUUGUGAGUACAGAUUUUAAAUUUCGACUGC